UGUCGAAAUUACUAUCAGAACAUCCACAGAUUGUAUGCACCGGUAGGCACAUACCUGUCAUGUACAUGGAGCAAUUAUGAGCAUUAUCAUUAUUAACCUGAACCAGACAUAGAGUGUAUAAAUAACAAUAGAUAAGUAGAUAACAAUAGUAGAUAAUAUCAAAACAACGCGAUCAAAAUGGCCACGUACGACUCGGACCAAAAUUAUUUUUCGAAAAAUUUAGACGACAGGAACAAUACAAUAUGGGUUCCUCUUUCCUUAACGUUAGUAGAAUACCCAAAAGGAGAUGCUUUUGGUAAAAUUCUAGCUUUUAUUAGCCUGGCACCUUUUGGAAUUGGUGCUGGGUUUGUAACUCUUAUUUUGUUUAGACGAGAUUUACAUACGAUUACCUUUUUCCUGGGUACUGUUUGUUCAGAAAUUUUGAACUAUCUUAUAAAGCAUGCCAUACGUGAACCAAGACCAAAAGUAAGACCUGAUGAUGCUGUUGAGUAUGGCAUGCCAUCUUCACAUUCUCAAUUUGUAUGGUUUUUUUCAACAUAUGUUGUCUAUUUUGUUUUUAUUAGGACUGAAUCCUAGGGUGAGCCAUAUUAAAUCAGUUGACUUUAAUUCACUCAAGAAGUACUUAAAAAUGUUUUUUUGGUUUACCAUUUUCACUAUUCACAGAAGUAUACAUGUAUACUGGAAUUACUAUACAUGAAGAUCGAACAGUAAUACAAUAAUUAAACAAGAUACUGGUAUGUACUUGAGGAUAUGUGUAACAAUUUUGUAUACCCGCUGUUGUUCUUUUCUUAUCAAAAAUGUCACACCAAAAAUAUGGUUGGUUGUAAUAUAAGAUUUCUUAUAAUUCAUUUAACCCAUACUGAGAAGCUUUGGUUUUUCUUUUCAAAUAGUUCUACUCUAGGAUUUAAUCUUAAUCAUGGGCAUGUUUGAACUUUUACUUAAAAGGAUUUACUUGUGUAUUUAAAUGAGUAUAAUUCCAUUACUAUUUUCAUCUAAUUGCUUAUCUACUUCAAUAUAUGUAUAUGAAAACUUUUGAUGAGUUUUAAAUAAAGUUUAUUAGGGAGGGGCAGCUACUAUCCUCUGAAUAUGCCCAUGAUCUCAAUCAAUGUAAAAAACCAAAAAGAGGUUUAUCAUUUGAGAGUUCCAAUUACCUACAUUUCUGUUUAUGAUAUCUG
Molecule: messenger RNA, 1175 nt
Organism: Agrilus planipennis (emerald ash borer)
Lineage: Eukaryota; Metazoa; Arthropoda; Insecta; Coleoptera; Buprestidae
Product: dolichyldiphosphatase 1
Exons: 4
Coding region: 178-576 (132 amino acids)
Molecular function (GO): sphingosine-1-phosphate phosphatase activity
Source: RefSeq, a predicted model, not a curated record